AUGUCUCUCUUUUCCGCACACCAUCUUUUUUUUCUUUCCCUGUCUUCAUUUUUUUUUCUCCACUUAUCAUUUAAUACCAAUUCUUCUGUUUUUUUUCCUCCACGUAUUGUGGCUUGCUCCCCCAAAUCACUGCACCACAGGCAAGGAGAAACAAUAGAAUUGUUCUGCAAUGCAUCAGGUUCACCUGAACCCUCUCUCACGUGGAACAAAGAUGGCAAGCCACUGCACAGUUCAUCUCGGAUUCGUAUAGAAGGUUACAAAGUAAUCAUCCGCAAUGUGCACCGCAUUGAUGCUGGUGUUUACAUGGGCACAUUUGCCAAUAGUGUUGGUUCCGUAUCACAACUUAUCAAUUUGGUAGUUGAAGGCGCUGCUUACAUCAUGGUACCCCCUGAAAAUAUGACAGCAAUCGAAGGCCAGCGAAUCAAGUUUCAAUGUGGAGCGAUGGCCUAUCCAAGCAAUAUUACAUACAACUGGUUUAAAGACAAUGAAAACAUCAAGUUUCUUCCUGACUAUGGAGAUCGCAUCAACGCCUUUAAAGACGGCAGUCUUGUCAUCACAUCUGUCAUCAAAAACGACAUGGGAUGGUAUACAUGUCAUCCCACCAAUGGCAUAGGGGAGGACCCUAAGGCAUCUGCCUACCUAAAUGUUACAUGUGAGUCGUUCUAUGAUGUUGUAAAAUGGCACUUUCUUUCUUUAUUACCUCCCCUUAUUUGCAUUUGA
Messenger RNA from Acanthosepion pharaonis, 720 nucleotides. The record is from the annotation of a GenBank genome assembly. NCBI's taxonomy places the organism in Eukaryota, Metazoa, Mollusca, Cephalopoda, Sepiida, Sepiidae.